Messenger RNA from Siniperca chuatsi (mandarin fish), 1194 nucleotides. It is a transcript of the gene tnnc2.2, whose product is annotated as troponin C2, fast skeletal type, tandem duplicate 2. The transcript has 6 exons. NCBI's taxonomy places the organism in Eukaryota, Metazoa, Chordata, Actinopteri, Centrarchiformes, Sinipercidae. Gene Ontology annotation, cellular component: myosin II complex. Gene Ontology annotation, molecular function: calcium ion binding. The record is from RefSeq and is a predicted model, not a curated record. The coding region runs from base 152 to 634 and encodes 160 amino acids.
GCAGGGGGCGGGACCUGGCUGUCCCGUUUAAAGUGUGUCUGAACCUUCACUUGACGUCUAGUCUCUCUGUUGGGGUGCACACGGAUUGACCACUCCUUUGGGCUUUUCCUUUUUCCUUGGAUAUUUGGGGGGGAAAAGCUAAUCCACAAACAUGACUGACGCACAACAAGAGGCCCGCUCCUACCUGAGCGAGGAAAUGCUGGCUGAGUUCAAGGCCGCCUUCGACAUGUUCGACACCGACGGUGGCGGUGAUAUCAGCACCAAGGAGUUGGGUACCGUGAUGAGGAUGCUGGGCCAGAACCCAACAAGAGAGGAGUUGGAUGAGAUCAUCGAGGAGGUCGAUGAGGACGGUAGCGGUACCAUCGACUUCGAGGAGUUCUUGGUCAUGAUGGUGAGGCUGCUAAAGGAGGACCAGGCCGGCAAGAGCGAGGAGGAGUUGGCAGAGUGCUUCCGUGUGUUCGACAAGAACGGCGACGGCUACAUCGACAGAGAGGAGUUCGCACUCAUCAUCCGCAGCACCGGCGAGGCCAUCUCAGAGGACGAGAUUGAUGAGCUGAUGAAGGAUGGAGACAAGAACGCCGACGGCAUGCUGGACUUUGACGAAUUCCUCAAGAUGAUGGAGAAUGUGCAGUAAAACCAGAAAGACUCAUGGACAUUCCCCUGUGACCCCUCAUUGACCCACCCAAACCCCUCCCCACACACACACACACACACUUUCUCUCCUCCCUCGUGUCUCCCUGGUUCACUGCCUCUCUUCUCCAUCCUUAUAGACAUCCUCAACAGACAGCUAGGGCACCCGGCGGGGGUCGCUGACUGGGCCUCACUCUUCCCCAGCUUGCUUGUGAAUGCAGUCAGCCCAUGGAUGCUGCGCUGACACUGUACGCCCCCUGACAAGAAGGCAAGGUGGCAGUGGAGAAAUUCACUGCUCACACCUUUUGUUGUGUUAACAGGCGCGUGUCAUCAGCGACCCCCUCCUACCGGUAAAGCUCUGAUCUAGAUGUAGUCUAGAUAGGACUGCAGCCUGUUACCUGCUGCUUAGACCAAUUCAUUCAACGACUUCACUGUACAAAGAAGUAAUUUGCUUUAACAGAAUAAAUGAACUAACACAUGCUCACUCGUAGUUGGUCUGUCAUAUUUAUGGUCUGUGUAAAAAAUUUGUUUUGAGGAAUAUUAAUAAAAUCUGUUUGUUUCUUC